Molecule: messenger RNA, 1770 nt
Organism: Moneuplotes crassus
Lineage: Eukaryota; Ciliophora; Spirotrichea; Euplotida; Euplotidae
Source: the annotation of a GenBank genome assembly
UGGAGGAUAGCCCAAAACAACUUGAAAUUCCUAUUGGAGAUAGUAUCGAUCAGAGAGAAGAGAAAGGGCCUAUAGAUGACAUCGAAGAAGACAGACAUCAGAGAAUUCAAGCCACGAUGGAAUAAAAUUCGUGGCAACAGGAUAUAAUAAGAAGAAAGAAAUGCAAAAGAUCUUUAAAGAAAUGGACGAAGGAGAAGAGAACCAAGACAUGCUCUCAGAUGUUGAGAUCAAGGAGUACUGGGAUAAUAUUAAACGUACCGCUCAAGCUGAGAAUAAAAUUAUUAGCCAGAUGAUCUCGACCAACAAUGAAGAAGACAAGCAAAAGGGCUCAUAUAAUGAAAAUGUAAUGGAACUUCUUAAGCGAGAGAAGGAAGGAGAAGGCGAUGAUGAAGAGAUCGAAGAAUUUGAGGUAGAACUCCAUUCUCCUAAAUAAUGAGUUUGAAGAAAUGCUCCACAGAAAAAUUUACGAGCUCAACCAGUUACAAACUGAGUAUCAUGAACUGCAGCUCCAGCUGCAGAAAGAAAAGAGUCUCAGACUUAAAGCUGAGGAGGAAAUUGCAAAAAUCAACAAGCAGCAUGAAAGUGAAAAGAAGAACUUAGCUAUAAAUAUAAAGAACACUAUUCAAGAUCACUUUGAGAGGAAGGUUAUGAAUGUUGGGAUCAUGUACAAGAAAGAACUGAAAAACCUCAAUAACCAAUUCAGAGACCUCAGGAUGGACCUCAUGGGCUCUGAAUAUCUCAUUGGUAAACUCAUUGGGAUGUUUACAGACCAAGAAACCUUACUCUCUUACAUCCGAGCUCGGGUUAGGAUAAACUUUAAGGGAGAGAUGGGCCUUCGAGAGAUAGUUGGGAUGGAAUCAGGGAAAACUCUGUUUCAAAAGAGCGUUUACAAGCAAGACCAUACUGAAGUCAGAGAUCAACUGAUAGACCUGAAUGAAAGAUACGAAGACCUUGAAAGAAAUUACCAAAUUGCCAAAGAAGUAAGCGAGAGCAUGACUGAUGACUGGAGAAAUUCUGAGCUCAGAGCUAGGGAAUUUGAGAAAUUAUAUGAAGAAGAAAAGGUUCGCCACCAAGAUCAUAUCAAAGAACUUCUCAUAGAAUUUGAAGAGCGAGAGAAGAAAUGGCAUGAGGAAAAAUAAGAGUCAAAAUAGCCAUUUCGAUGGUUAUAAAGAUAAUAUGAAGAAGGAAAUUGAGAUCAAGGACAAAAUCAUCAAUAGAUAUAUAAAAUAUUUGAAUGUCAUGAACAAAGAAAUUGUUAUUGCUAAAAAUGUUGUGAAAAAUCCUGACUUGAUGAAGCAAGCAUUGAGAACACUUAAUUUCAACCAGCUUGACUUAUACCAAUAUAAUAAGUCUGACAAAUGAAGCAAGAGUAAGAGUACGAGCAUCACUAAGCAAAUCACUGAUUUUGUCAAAUUACAACCCAAGAAGAUCGACAUCAUAAAACCAAAAUUGAAUGUGCUAGAAAAGGAAAGUAAAUUUAACAUCACUGAAAAGUUCUUGAACCAGUCAAUGACUACUCGGCCAAUAACAACAAGUGAAUGCCAGAAGAAGCAUAAGAAGAUCAAUUUUAGAGGACGUUUGAGGUCUGUUGUGGAAGCUCGGAGUAAGAACAAUGUUAAUAAAACCUCAAUUGAUAGGAGGAGUAUGGUCUCCCCGUUGAACAUUAACACUGGGAACAGGAAGGUAUUUGAGUUCAUGGAUAAGAGGAAGUCCCUCUGCACUCCAAAAGAUGGAGACUAUACAUUUAACUCUUCUAUAGGACUUCCAUAA